This is a messenger RNA of Drosophila mauritiana, 1595 nucleotides long. It is a transcript of the gene Targ2, whose product is annotated as ADP-ribose glycohydrolase OARD1. The record is from RefSeq and is a predicted model, not a curated record. NCBI's taxonomy places the organism in Eukaryota, Metazoa, Arthropoda, Insecta, Diptera, Drosophilidae. The coding region runs from base 680 to 1468 and encodes 262 amino acids. Gene Ontology annotation, biological process: peptidyl-glutamate ADP-deribosylation. The transcript has 5 exons.
CUUUCGUUUAUAUAUGUAAAUUUCUAGGUCUGAAAACAAGAUCACUUUUGAAAACUUUAAUCGAUCUAAGCUUGACAAUUUACUCCGAAAACAUAUGACAAAAUUAAUUUUCUAACACCACGAUAAACACAAUAGAUUAAUAAUCAAGUAUAAAAUAAAAGAAUAACCCAAGUCAUUUAGUAUUGAGUGGAAAACGAUGUGUUUUUUACUGUGCAAUCAUUUAUUUUUGGAGCCCCCGCGGCGACGCCUCUGGGCGAAAUGUUGUCACCAAGGCUCGAAGAUUCUCGCUGGGCUUUCGCCCGGCACGUCGCUUCACCCAUAACCAUACCGCCAUACCCAUGCCCACAUCCACAUCGAGCUCCGAUGGCGCAUUCCGUUGCAGACCGCCGGCCGAGGCAGUCGAUUCAUUAGUAACCUCCAACGGCAUUGUAAAUUGGGAGUGGGAAAUCGGCGAAUCGCCAAAAUAAACAAGCUACCAACUAGCCGCUUGCCGUUCAGCAAUCGUUAAUAGCUUUGUUUUCAUUCUGGUUUUGUGCAGGUUUCUGUGCAGAACCCAAAAACACAGUCAAAACCAUUCCGAAGCCGAAAAAGUUUUUAUCGCGAGUUUCGACCUCGACGUGAAAGUUUCCAGCGCUGCGUGCACUUGGAUAUAUAAUACUCUGUAUAGAGCUAGUGCGCCAUGGCGAACGUGAAGAUAGUGGAGUCCAAGCUGGACAUAUUCCACGCGCCGCAGACACAUUCCUUGGCCCAUGCCGUCGAGUCAUCCUUUACGGCGGAACGGGGAACUCUCGCCUGGCAGUUUGCCCUGAUCUACGGGGAUGUGGAUGAACUAAGGCAGAGAAGGGUAUCCAGAGGCAACUGUGCCGUUCUGGAGCACAAUGCCCGAUUCAUAUACUAUCUGGUGACCAAGUCGAGUCUCUACGAGGCCAGCACUUACGACGAUGUCCAGGCAGCUUUGAUCUGCAUGCGGGAGCAUAUGCGCAACCACGAGAUCACCAAAGUGGCUAUGCCCCGAAUUUGCUGCGGCAACGAUGGCCUCGAAUGGAAGCAAGUGAAGCGUCUGGUGCAGCAGACCUUCUCCCAGAGCGAGUAUCCCAUCGAGAUACUCAUCUGUGAGCACGAAGACAUGUCCAAGGAGCUGGCUGCUCCCAAGUGUCAGAUUACGGAGGCCAGGGGGAACCUGUUCAGCGCCCCGGAGAACUACGCCUUGGUGCACUCCGUCAGUGCGGACUUCGCGAUGUGUGCGGGCAUAAAUCUGCAGUUCCGCUGCAAAUUCGGCCAAGUGGAUGAGCUGAAGCGCCAACACAAGCACACUGCAAAUGUGGCAGUGCUGGAGCAGGAUGGUCGAUAUAUCUACAACCUGGUGACCAAGGAGCGCAGUCACGAAAAGUGCACUUACACAGCUCUCUACUACGCAUUGCUGGCCAUGCGGGAACAUAUGGUGAGGAAUUGUACCUUUAAGGGCUAAAAGACCAAAACUGCAUUACUAAAAUAAAGAGAAAGAGGGAGCACGGAGUGACCAAGUUGGCCAUUCCCAGACUUGGAUGCGGCAUCGACCGUUUGGAUUGGUUGCGCGUGCGGAGUCUGCUGGAUCU